AUGAGCAGCAUCUAUCAAUCCUGUCAAGCCAGCUUGGAUGGCAAUUCUUCGGCCAUGCUGGAAUGUUUGUCCAACGAAAUCGAAAAGUCUCAAGACGCACGCGACGAGGAUCUCAAGUCCUUCUUGUUUGUCCUGGCAGGAGCCAUGAUCUUCUUUAUGCAAUCAGGCUUUGCCAUGGUUUGCGCCGGUGCUGUACGACUGAAGAAUGUACAGAAUUCCAUGUUGAAAAAUCUCUUGGAUGCCUGUGGUGCGGCGGUGGCCUUUUUCUUGGUUGGAAACGCAUUUGCCUUUGGAGGACAAUUUGAAACGACUGCAACGACCUUUGUUGGCUUGUCUGAAUUUGCCAGUAUAGGACCAUCCGCUCCCUUUUGGUUCUUCGAGUAUACCUUUUCGGCGACAUCGGUUACCAUUGUGGCGGGGACCCUGGCGGAGCGAUGUCAGAUGGUUGCCUAUUUGUGCUAUUCCAUGUUUUUGGCGGGCAUCAUCUAUCCAGUCGUUGCUCACGCAUUGUGGUCCAACAAUGGAUUCAUUUCCAAUUUCAAUGUAGACCCAUUUCUAGGAAGUGGAGCCAUUGAUUUUGCCGGAAGUGGAGUGGUGCACUUGACGGGAGGAAUUACUGCCCUGUUUGCUACCCUCAUCUUGGGACCACGACGAGGACGAUUCUAUGAUGCACAAGGACUGCCGCUAUCAAAACCAAAGCCAUUCCCUGGUCAUUCCAUUGCGCUUCAACUCUUGGGAACCAUGGUACUGUGGUUUGGAUGGUUCGGAUUCAAUCCAGGUUCCGCAUUGCUAUUGGGUGGAAAUGUGGGUGAAAUUGCCGCCAACGCUGCCGUAUCCACCGCGUUGGCAGGAGCUUCUGGCGGCAUUGCCGCUCUCUUUACCAAUUUGUUCAUUCAAGAACGAAAAACGGGAGAACCACAUUUUUCGCUCGUCAUGGCCAUGAAUGGAUCCCUUUCGGGUCUGGUUGCCAUUACGGCCGGAUGUGCCUUGGUGGAACCAUGGGCCGCUCUGGUGAUUGGUAUUGUGUCCGGUUGGGUCUACAUUGCAUCUUCAGAAUGGCUCAUUAAAUUGAGAAUUGAUGAUGCGGUCGAUGCCAUUCCAGUACACAUGUUCAAUGGUAUCUGGGGAAUGAUCUCCGUUGGAAUAUUUGCGUCACCUGACAAGAUGGAUGUGACCUAUGGUGUCUCGAAACACGUUGGAUGCGUCUACAGCUGGGCCAGAGGAUCCAGUGAUGCCGCUCUACUGGCAUGUCAAACAUUGGCUGUUCUGUUCAUUGUCGGUUGGACGAUGGUCACAGUAUUUCCAUUUUUCGUUUGGCUCAAUUACAAGGGAUGGCUGCGUUCGGAUUCCUUGGAAGAAUUGGUUGGUUUGGAUAUUUCCUAUCACGGUGGCGGUCCCGGAGCAGUCGGCGAUGGCGAGGUCCGAAAAGAAUACGUGGAAGCCUACCGCCGUCAAAAGAAUUCUCGAUCCACUGCGGGUGGGGAUACGGAUUCAGAUCAUUGGCAGAAUUCUGGUGGUGGUAAUGAAGAAGACCUCUAA
Messenger RNA from Cylindrotheca closterium, 1539 nucleotides. The record is from the annotation of a GenBank genome assembly. Lineage: Eukaryota; Bacillariophyta; Bacillariophyceae; Bacillariales; Bacillariaceae.